UCCAGUAAAUCAACGAACACUAAAUCAGCAGGAAACAAAUCCUCUAUAUUCGUAAUCCGAGCAAAGUGCUGUUGGUUAUCAGGCCAACCUAAAACUAAUUCAUCGGUGUUUUCUCUUGGUUCAUGGUGCCUAUUCCCCCCAAUUGGGCUACCCGGAGCAGCUUCAAAAGCCCUUUGA
This is a messenger RNA of Funneliformis geosporum, 177 nucleotides long. NCBI's taxonomy places the organism in Eukaryota, Fungi, Glomeromycota, Glomeromycetes, Glomerales, Glomeraceae. The record is from the annotation of a GenBank genome assembly.